Molecule: messenger RNA, 2322 nt
Organism: Protopolystoma xenopodis
Lineage: Eukaryota; Metazoa; Platyhelminthes; Monogenea; Polystomatidea; Polystomatidae
Source: the annotation of a GenBank genome assembly
AUGGUGUAUUGGUUUUUUGUUUUUCUCAGUGUUUACAACCUGAUGCUAAUCGCGGUUGAUCGCUACUUUGCAGUGCUCCAGCCAGUUCGCUAUAAAAGUCUCAAGAUGUGCCAAGCGAAUCUUUGCAUAUUUUUAUUGCACGUUACGUCAGCCGUCGUCAACUCUGUGGAUAUCUUUCAAAUGAACUAUAAUCCAGUUGAGAAAGCCUGUGAGAGCCAAGUCGAUUAUAUCGCUUUCUUCAAUGUUUAUGGUAUUGCCUGGUUUUUCAUUGUCUACCUUAUUCCUGUGCUCACUGUCUUCUGUCUCUAUGGUCGCGUUAUUUGUCACCUUUCGCGUGGAUCUGAAGCAGCAGCAUCUACUGCCAAGUGCCAGCAGCGAGCCGCCACAGAGCUCACCAAAUCGGCCGUCGUGAUUACAGUCAUAUUUGUUAUUACCUUCUCAUAUGACAGCAUCUACUACCUACUUGGAAGCUUAGAUGUGAUCUCGUACUCGUUCAACACCUUUGAGCAGACGAUUGGCGUCUUCUUAGUAGGAUUGAACUCUUGUGCAAAUCCACUUGUCUAUUGUCUCAUCAUGAAGUCCUUCAGACAGCGUCUUGUUGAAGCUGUCUGCUGUUUUCAUAGGAAUCGACCUAGGCUAAUUGAGCCUGGAUCAUCGGGCAAUAUUGAUUUCCAGAACAAUAACCGCAUAACUUUAUUCUACAAUCAUCAACGUAUAAGUUCUCAUAACACCAGUUCAUGUAUACAAAAUUGCUUGCAGUUAGAGCUAAAUACAGCCCUCAAAAAGUGUAAGCCUUUCCGAAGAAUCUUAACACUUCCACUCAGUGCCAAUGGGACGAAAAUAGAAAAAAGGCACGCUAUUGCUCCCAACAUCCCACAUGUUGGAUUUACGAAGAAUAUGGCCAGCAUUAAAGCUAGGCUGAAAUCAAUUUUACUCUGCAAAAGAUCCACAUUUACCUUUCGUCAUACCAACAAGGAAGAAGGAAAUAACAAAAACCAGACUUCAGUUAAAACUUCCUUCACGUUAAGUAACGAUUUUACAGUCAAUGAAUAUGAUUACCAGUCUGCUGAAGAUGAUAUUCCAAUAAGACAGGAAAUAAAAGUUCAUUUGCAAGAGAUAAACAGUGCACUUGAAAUAAAAGAAUGUUGCAGACCCUGCUUUGCCAAUAGAAAAUCGAUCAACAGAACCAUCCAAAAUCCAGAAAUCAACUUUGAAUCUUCCGAAAAAUCGUGCUUGAUGCUGAACUGUUGCAGGCUGCCGCUGAUCUUGCGCAGGAAGAGUGGGCAUUUGCAGAUUGGGCCCCAACUACAAGAAUCGCCGGUCCCUCGGGCAAUGAGCCUUGAACGCAGAUCCGCAGCUAAAUCUAAACUAGCUGAUGAGCUGUUACUCAUGGUCAGAAAAAGUGGACAUAGUAACACCCAAAUCCACAAGACUGAGUCUAACUGGUAUGACCCAUCAUGGUCCCAAACCUACUGUCAGCACCAUCAGCCUUCUCCAGAGCAGACAGGCGAAAUGUGGUCCAAUCUGUCCUCAAUUUGCUCGGCCUCCUCCUUCUUCACUUUUGCCUUAGCCUCAUCUUCUUCACCAACUUCUUCAAUUUCUUCAUAUUCUUCCCCCUCCAUACGGUUUUCCGCAUCCAUAAAUCCGCGACAAACCUGUCACUCCUUAUUUUCACAUAUUAAGCCGAUCUAUGCCGCUCGGUUGAGCAGAAAGAAUAAGUUGAUCAAAAGAAGGUGCUCAUAUGGGAUACAACAGGUAGAUCCCAUUAGGAAAAUUGAAAAACAUGGCCCUGAGGCAGUUCUUUCAGCAACAAAUCAUAGCCCAUUAAAAUCAUUUUCCAAUGUCCUUAGUACCUGUUCUCACGGUAAGAGCAAAUUCGAAAUAAAAAGUUCAGAGAGAGCAACAAAAGAGCUAUCCUUACAUGCUGAUGUGCCUCUUAAAUUAGAUUCUGAACCUGACAUGAGGCCAUUUUGGAAAAUUAUGACGAGAACUGUAAAAAGUAUGGACAAUAGAGAUAAUAGUUCCCAGUCAAACGUUUAUAUAAUAGAGUCUCUCUCACUUCCGAAUCAGAACUCGUACCAAAGCAACUACGAAACUGUUACGACAAUUGCCCCAAUUCCCACUUGCUCGUCACAUCUUUAUAAUGAAGCAAAUUUAUCUGAUAAAAAUCAAACCGACCUUUUGCUUCGAAGAAGCGACUCGAUGAUGUCUACAUCUGAUAAAAUGCGUAAACACCAGGUGCAACCAGCUUCAGUGUUCUCCAGCUCGGGAGUCGUGUUCGUGGCCGGAAGUAUGGCUUACCCUAGGCUUACUCUAGACUAG